AUGGCAUCCUGCCCACUACUGCCAAUCGAGCGUAAACACUGGUCACCAAAGGCUAAAGCUGGUAACAGGAGAUCACAGAGCAAAUCCCCCUCAGCCUCAGCAUCACCCAAGAGUCCUCAAGUUGAUCGAGCACAGUUGCCAGUACAGCUUUCCGAGUCCAAAACGCCAAGCCCCAAGCGGGGAUCUCCUCAAGCAAGCCCAGUAAGCUCGCCUAUGCCAGCACCUUCCUCAUCGUCUCCGCCGUCCUCGCCUUCAACUUCUCCCACCCCAUCGCCAGAGAAGCCUCCGAAGGGUGGAAGGAAAGGUGCCCCCCCCAAGGGGCUAGGGAAGGGCAAAGACAAAGGCAAAGGAAAGUCUGAGAAGGGCGCCAAGGCAGAGCCCAGGAAGCCAGAUGUCAAGCCUGGGGUGCAAGUCAAGAAGCUAUUCUGGAAUUCCUUCCGUAUUGACAGUGCUCAGAACACGGUGUGGAAUGCGAUCGAAGAAGAAGGAGCACAGAUUGACACAAAGCAGCUUGAGACGUUGUUUUGUGAUGAGCCCCAGCGGGGCUUUCAUCGCUUUGCUUCGCCCUCGCCAGAGGGUGAUCGACCAACUGUGAAGCGGGUUCAGGUUGUAGACACUCAGCGACGGCGUCAAGUCUGCGUCAUGCUCGCAAGGCUCCCACCCCCGCCAGUUGCGGCAAGGGCCCUGCUCCACAUGGACAGCGCUGUUCUGAACACAGAGCAGGUAGAGUUACUUCAUUCAAAUUUGCCUUCAGAAGAUGAAAUCAAACUUCUUCGAAAGGCAAAGGCUGACCACACUAUCGACGAGUUACACAUUUGGGACACUGCUGAAGACUUCCUGCUUGCCCUUAUCGCAGUGCCGCAGUUUGAGGUGCGCCUACGUGCCUGGCACUUCGAAAACUCGUUUGAAGAACGUUUUGACGCACUUGCAGAUGGACUCAGAAGUGUGCUGCUGGGAUGUAGUUCUGUGCUGGAUUCUCGCUGCAUUCGGCACCUUCUUGGCAUAGUCUUAUAUGCGGGAAAUUAUUUGAAUGGUGGCACGCCUCGCGGCCGAGCUGAUGGUUUUGCCUUGGACACGCUCCCCAUCAUGAGGACCGUCAAGAUGUCACAGGGGGAUCGCCCUGGGACGCUGGUAGAUUACGUCACUGGACAGAUGGAGAGACGGCAUCCCGGAGAUCUUCGUACAGUAUUUGCGCAAGGCGGUGAGUUUGAGAUUCUGACGCGAGCUGCCCGGCACAAGGUGCCUGACCUUGCAGACGAGCUGAGGAAGUUUCGCAGCCAGGCCGAGCAACUCCACAGCCGGCUACAAGGGGUAGGUGGCAGCACGUUGAAGGUGCACACGGGCAAUGAUCCUGCUGAGGCUAACUUGGCGGCAGGUUCUUCACCUGCGGAUGUGGACGAUAUUCUCUUGAGCCGUGGGCACUUGCUUCAGACUCGAAUCGAGCAGCUGCAGAAUCUGGAAGCCGAACUGAAGCUAAUCGAGGAGAAGUACGAGGAGAUCGUGAUUUGGUUUCACAUGGAGGAGAGGGGCGUACGAAAACCUAUAGACGAGUUCUUUCACAUUUGGGACAAGUUCUUGAGGGAUGUCCAGGUGGCGCACAAGGCACACGAGCAGCAAGAGUUGAAGGAGAAGCGGAAGUCGUCCAUGCCGCCUCGGCGGGCAACAAUGCAUGCGCCACGUGAGAAGGAGCGCGGCGAUCGUCUCCGCAGCCUCACACCGCGACGUUCACUGAAGGACGGUUUCAGCAGUGCUGAGGGAGCAGUUGAGGACGCGCCGUCUUCAAACUUAUCGAACGCACGACCCAGAUUUGCCAGCCACGCGGACCUGAGUCGAGAGCACCGAGCCCAAUCUGUUGAGCAGGCUGAGGCUGACGUCUUGGCUCAGCAGACGUUUGCAGGAAGUAGGGAUGCGGAACUUGCAUCUCUGGCGCAAGAAGUGCCCCAUCAAAGAGAGAGCGCAUAA
This is a messenger RNA of Symbiodinium pilosum, 1962 nucleotides long. NCBI's taxonomy places the organism in Eukaryota, Dinophyceae, Suessiales, Symbiodiniaceae. The record is from the annotation of a GenBank genome assembly.